Messenger RNA from Symbiodinium pilosum, 1422 nucleotides. NCBI's taxonomy places the organism in Eukaryota, Dinophyceae, Suessiales, Symbiodiniaceae. The record is from the annotation of a GenBank genome assembly.
AUGGGUCGACGCCGCUUUGCCAAGAAAGGGGAGGACGUGCGGCACUUCAAGUUGGUGGCGCGUCCGGGCGCUGAUGAUGACGAUGACAAACCGCCGCUCGUCCUAGAGCCUUUCGCGCCACCAGGUUCUUUGAGGCGCACUGGAAAGACGGAGGCUGAGCUUUUGGCUGUGCCUGAGAGUCUUCAGUCGCAUGUAGGGUCUGCCAUCUAUCAGCCGGGCUGUGAAGAAGAAGAGGAAGAACGUGAUGGCAAGAGGAAGAAGGAGAGGUCCGGAGGCCUUGGUGAGGAUGUUGAUGAGGAUGAGCUGGAUGGGGACUGCUACUUCCCACCCGAUGGCUACAACUAUGAGCAGCACCUGAAAAGUGUGAGUGGGACAAAAAAGGCAAAAAGUGUGGUGGGUGUGGUCCUAGAGGCCCCGGAGCCUGUGAAAGAAGAGGACUUCCUCAAGCAACAGGCCACAAACGAGGAUGAAGAGGAGGUUCUUCGAGCACUGGACCACGUAGACGAGUACGAAGAGUUGGAGGAUGAUGUCAUGGCAGAAGUGGUGGAAGGCGGACUUGUGGAGCCUGACGCGGUUCUUUGGGGACCAGCAGCGCUAGACAGCGCCUUCCAUCCAGACAUGUCCAUCUUUGCUGAGCACAAGGCGCUUCUGCAGUCCCGAGCUAUGGGCCAAGAGGAUGACAGCGACUUUGAUGAUGGCUUAGAUGAAUUUGAAGGAGGAUACAAAAGUGGCGGAGCGAAAGCAAGCAAUGCCAAGCCGAAGGACGAGGACUUCGAACGGUUCAUGGCAGAUCAGUACGGAGAUGAUGAGAUAGGCGCUCGCGAUGAGGACGACAUCGAGGGCCAGGUUGAACUGGAUGACGACGUACUGGAUGAGUAUCUGGAAGAGAAACAAGCCGAGCAGCAGGAGCUUGUCUCUCUCUAUGAGCCGCAGCGAGGGUUCAAGGAUGAUGAGCCUCGUGUCAUCGCAGAGACCCGCGCCAUCAUUGAAAGGCACUACUUGGAGGAGGAGAGUGAGGAGGAAACAGAGUCCGGGGACGAAAGUGAAGAUGAGUCACGCACGUGGGACUGCGAGACAGUGCUAAGCACUCUCAGCAAUGUUUCUAACCGGCCAGGCAGGAUAGGCAAGCUGAAGAUCGUCAAGAAGCCGGUGGAGAAGCUGAAGCCGGUAAAAGAGUCUGAGGGAGGAAAUGAUGAUGAUGAUGUCGAGGACGUGGUGGAACUUCCGGAUGUGGUGACGACCCGUGAGAAGGGCGAGACUGCUGAAGAGAAGAGGGCUCGAAAAGCCUCCGUCAAGGAAAUGAGACGGAUCUGCCGACAAAUGAAGAAGGAUAGCAAGGAGAUGUACAAGAAGGAGGCUGCAAAAUUGCCAGGACAGGGCGGGGCCGAUCUUCGGCAGAAGACUCGUACUGUCAAGUACUGA